CACCACCGAAGCGCAGGCGCAACGGUGCGGCGGUUUAGGAAUUGGGGAAUGGAGGAUUUCGGCGCGCUGCGUUUUUGUUGUCAGUAGCAAGGUUGGAGGUGGAAGAUUGAUAUGAAUCAUGGAUGACGUAGAAGAGGAUUAUAUGUCUGAUUCCUUUAUUAAUCAGGACAUCAGGCCAGGAAUGCCGAUGUUGAGGCGUGUGAAGGAAACUUUUAAAAAAGAGGAAAAAGUAAAAGAAGCUAACCAGAAAAGUAGGCAAAAGAGCAUCAAAGAACAAGAAAAAGAGCAACGUGAAAUGUUUCUAAAUGUUGCUUUGGGGAAUGAAAAUAAAGGUUUUGCUAUGCUCCAGAAGAUGGGGUACAAAAGUGGCCAGCCUCUUGGCAAAAGUGGAAAGGGGAUAGUUGAGCCGAUUCCUCUGAAUAUUACCACAGGAAGAAGUGGGCUUGGCCAUGAAGAAUUACAAAAACGAAAAGCUGAGGAAAAGCUGGAAAACUACAGAAAAAAAAUGCAUGUGAAAAAACAGGUGGAAAAGCAGACAACUGAGCUCUUCAAAAUGAGAUUGAAAACCAAGCAGGAGCAACUGCAAGUAAAACGGGACCUCGAGAAAAGUCAGAAAGCCUGCCAACAGUUAGAUACACAGAAAGGCCUUGAAGUCCCCAAGGAGGAUUGGUAUUGGUUAAAGACAAAGACUGAAGAAGACAAAGAUGAAGAAGAGGAGGAGGAGGAGGAGGAGGAAGAUGAACUCAAUGAAUCAAAAAAGUUAAUCAGUUUAACAACUUAUUUAAGAGAGGAGUAUCUCUAUUGCAUCUGGUGCGGAACAGCCUACCAAGAUCAAGAAGAUCUAUCUUCAAAUUGCCCUGGGACCACAUAUACAGAUCAUGAAUAAAUCUAUAAAAAUUCAAAACGAUAGCAAAAUUUUGUAGUUUCAAUGAAAAGCAGAGCUGUGAACUAUGUUGUUCUCUAUUUUUCAUUGAGCAAAUUGGUCGUUUCUCAAUGCUCUAUGUUUGGGUAUAAAAUGGGUUUUCUGCUCUAUUUAAAAAUUAUUUGGAAUAGGAACUAAUUUGUUAUUUUACCAAGUUAUUGUUUUUUUUAAAUGCUAUG
Molecule: messenger RNA, 1101 nt
Organism: Notechis scutatus (mainland tiger snake)
Lineage: Eukaryota; Metazoa; Chordata; Lepidosauria; Squamata; Elapidae
Gene: GPATCH11
Product: G-patch domain containing 11
Cellular component (GO): kinetochore
Molecular function (GO): nucleic acid binding
Source: RefSeq, a predicted model, not a curated record